CCAUCUUGUUUCGCAGAUUUUGUUGCGCACAGUUGAAAGUGUCCUUUUACUGUCAUUUUCAAGACAAACUAGUAAAACAAUGACUAACUAUGCAAAGAAAUUAAAGAACGGUGGAGAAAUUCUGUAUUUUAAAAAAUAUACUUAAUGCUUAAAUCCUAUCGUGUCUCGUCUACUGAUGCCUGAGCUCUCCAUGCUGCAAGCAAUAGUGACGUACGGGUUUUGCGUGCUAGCUCAUGGAAAUAAGGAAGAAGGAAUUAGUUUGGUAGGCGGCUUGACAUUUCUAAGCACGUAAUGCGAGUAUACAGAAUAAUUCACACGGACUAGUCAUAGGUAUAUUUUUUUCUUUAUGAAGCAGAAUGGGCUACGCAUUCAUGCAAAACUGAUAUAACGUCAUACUUAAAAUGUAACAAAAAUGAAUAAAGCCAGCAGAAUUUGGACCAUAAAAUAAACAGAACUGAAAAGCAAUAAUUUACAUGCCUAAUUUUGAUUCAGGUGAUACCUCGCUACAAGGAAGUGUUCGUCGUCUCAAAUGAAACAUGGAAAUAUACAUGUAAAAAUGUCUGAAAAAGAAGCGACACAAGAAAAAAAAUGCUCCCACAGGACUGAGCUUUAUAUUGAGGUUCCCCCGACAUGCCUACCAAUUGUCUACUCCCCGGAGUAUAACAUCACAUUUAUGGGCCUUGAGAAGCUGCAUCCAUUUGAUGCUGGGAAAUGGGGGAAGGUCAUUCACUUUCUGAAAGAGGAGCAGUUCAUUACGGAUGGAAACAUCGUGGAGGCCCGGGAGGCUACCGAAGAAGACCUGCUAGUGGUUCACACAAAACGCUACCUGAACAAGCUGAAGAACCAUAUCUUGGAGGGCUCAAGAGAGUGGUCUCUGGUGGUGGCCACCAUCACUGAAAUCCCUCCCCUUCUGUUCCUGCCCAACUUCCUGGUUCAGAGGAAGGUGCUGAGGCCCCUACGUACACAGACUGGUGGGACCAUCAUGGCUGGAAAGCUGGCCAUGGAUCGAGGGUGGGCCAUAAAUGUGGGUGGCGGCUUCCACCACUGCUCCAGCGACAAAGGAGGGGGCUUCUGUGCCUACGCUGACAUCACACUCGCCAUCAAGUUUCUGUUCGAGAGAGUGGAGGGAGUAUCCAAGGCAACCAUCAUCGACCUGGACGCUCAUCAGGGAAAUGGACAUGAACGAGACUUUCUGGAAGACAGGAGAGUCUAUAUAAUGGAUGUCUAUAACCGCUACAUCUAUCCUGGGGAUGGCUAUGCCAAACGGGCCAUAAAGAGGAAGGUGGAGCUGGACUGGGGGACGGAGGACCAGGAGUACCUGCAGAAGGUGGAGCUUCACUCAGAGGGGGCGCUGAACGAGACCCGUCCUGACAUCAUCAUUUACAAUGCAGGGACGGACAUCCUGGAUGGGGACCCGCUGGGGGGGCUGGCCAUCUCCCCACAGGGCAUCGUUAAGAGGGACGAGAUCGUCUUCAGGGCGGCGCGGCGGCACGGGAUCCCCAUCCUCAUGGUGACGUCGGGGGGCUACCAGAAGAAGACCGCGCGCAUCAUCGCGGACUCCAUCCUUAACCUGCACCGGCAGGGUCUGGUAGGGGGAGGGGCCACCGAGGAGGCGGGGCCGUCGCUCGUGCCCCUGAUGAUGAGCAAGUCGGUGUCAGCGGGGGCGCCCCUGUCUGUGCUCUGAUCCAGGCCUCAGGCUUACGCAGUACACAGAGAGGAGUGGCCCUCCGCAUGCUGUUGCUCUUAUUUCUCAUUUGAAAGAAGAGCGACCAAAAGACACCACUCUCUUUGGGGAAUGUGUUUUGAUGUACAGAGGGAAGAGCGGUUUGUUUUGGGCACUGUGCAGGUACAGCGGGGGUUUCUGAGGGGUUUGGUGAGCUUUUCAGGUAUUUAUGUACAGAAUACACUACACACCUCCCACUCAUUCUUUCUGUAGUACUGUGUCAGUGGUGUGGCAGAUUACUCCUGCUCUGUGGAAGCUGUGGCCAUUAGAAAGUGACCACUACACCACUUUAAACUUUUAACAUUAAGCUACCGUAAAAGUGGAUUUACUACUAUUAUUUUUUUGUAACCAUGCUGGUUUUUUUAUGUUUCAUUAAACGAACAACAUGUUUGCACACUUACCGUAACAGUUACUCUAAAAAAUAAUGUCUGUGUGAAAUGUAGAAGGGUACUCUUAAUUCUUCGGCAAUGCCUCGGAUUGUACAUAAUCUGUGAGUUAUUUUAUAUGCUGAUAAAUGGUAACUUAUAUUGUUCUUGACAUAUCAUUGAUUAGCAUUAUUUAUUCUCCAAGAGUUACUAGCUAAUGAAAUGGUUUAUUGAAAUUAAUUUACUCAAAUUGUUUGGAAAUAAUUACACCUUAGUUCAUAUCACAUGGUUUGUUAACUCGUAUAAACACGAUUUAACACAUGGUAUUCUUUUGUGAAAUCACAUUGGUACUUACGAGUAUAGACACCUGGUAAAAAUGAUGUUGGCCCAUCGCAGUCAAUACUAAGUGCUUUAUGCCAGUCAUUGGAUUGUUUUAAAAUGAACUUAUUAGGAGCCUUUUUUCAUGAUUCCAUUUGAACGGAUGAGAUUGAAUUCAUCAGUUUCAAUAGCUGUACACUGAAAACAUGGACAGUUUUUCAAGGUAUGGAAUUGAACCUUAAACCUGAAAUCAACUUGAGUAACGGAAAGUUAAAUUAAGAUUUAUGAGCUAAUGUUGCCCAGGCAGAUGAUUACAUUGUACGCCUUGGUUAUUAAUGUUUAUGCAUUUUUUUUUGUUAUCUGAGUUGUAGUACUGCUGUAGUACACUUUUUAAAACAACACCUUUUGAAAUGAUUACAGUUCUCUUUCACAGAAUUCUUACGAGAUACAGUUAAUCAAACUUAAUAAGAGAGUACCGCUUCGUGCACGUCUGCUGUUGUAGAAACCUGUUUUAAAAGCACUUUGUAAUUUACAGAGACAUUCUUUAAGCCUUGUUUUGAGUUUGGCACUGAGCUGUCAUUUUUACUUCUGGUUGGAAUGUUAGUGGACAAAGUCAGUAUUUUGACUAAUACAGCAAACAGAUUUUAUAACAGCCAUUAGCUUAUCUUUUAAAUUACUGGUGGCAGAUUUUUCACACACACUUUAAUUCUGUCUCAUGCAGUAUGUUAGUCAAGUUUUGCUUUUGAUCUGUCAUGUGAAGCAGAUGAAAACAGGAAAACAAAAUGCAGUUUUUCUCUGUGUUUUUGGUACAGUAGUUAGUAGUAAGGCCGUUAGAGUAGAGCAGAGUUUUCAUGUAAAGCUCUCAAGCCAUUUUCACUAUGGAUUUGUUUUUAUUUCUUAUAACCUCACCUGAUUUUGUAUGUGGCAAAAUGGACAGUAUUAAAUAUGGAAAUAUGCCUGUUUUAAAUUGGUGUGAACUACCAUUAGCUGCUUUCUGGACAGACUUUACCAUAAAUAAUUUACCAUAAGCUCCCUUGGUGUCAGAAGUAGUUGUUUACUGUACAGAAGUAGAUCUUGCUAUGUACAUCCUUUUUCUUACUUAUAUAGUUAAACUUUUAUGAACAUUACUUCUCAGCUUUCAUUAUUGUUUUCCCCUUAAGUUGUGCUUCAAGGAAAUUUUAAAUCUUCUUUGAAUCUACAGUGGCCCCUUAAUAACUAGAGUAGGUUUAACCCACUUGGCACAUACACACACACACGCACACACAGGCGUACGCACACACACAGACACACACAAGCUCACACAAACGCACAGACACACACACGCACAGGUACAUACAUGCACACACAGAGACACUCAGACACACACACAAACACACCGGCACGCACAUGCACACACACAGGCACACACACACACAUUCACUCUCUCUCUCUCUCUCUUGCUCUCUCUCUUUCCCUCUGAAAAAUAAUUUCAGGUCAUUUACUGGGGAGAAAUAAAUGACAGGUGUGCAUUCCUUUCAGGUCACGUUUGUGCUUUUCCCAGUCAAGCUUUUCUUGGCAUCUGCUUCAGACGUAUCUGCUUUGAGAGGAGGAAAAUUAAUGGAGAAAGUCCAUGCGUGUGGACUGGCAAACCGCAAACAGUGUGCUGGAGACAAAGGGAAAUGAAAUGAGCAUUUGAAGACAGAAACUCUGUAGGGUGCUAACAGGGUAAGAAAAGUGAUCUUGAGAACUUGAAAGUAAUGAAGGCGCUGUUGACUUCUGUGGUUUGUUUCUGUUAUUUAUUUGGGAAAUGGAUUUUCAGUAUUUUAUAGCCUUGAACAAUUUGCAUUGCAUUUGUCUCUUUUGCUUGUGGGGACUUAUUGUCAAUCUGCUGAAAGGGUUUCCUUUUUAUUUUCCCCAUGGGAAUGGCCCAUGUACUGUAUCCCUGGAGAGGACGAUGGAAGUUAGAAGUUAGACGAAAUUGCCCUAUGGGGCAUAUUUGAUGAUAAAAAAGAACAGCACAGAUAGUAUGGCUUCAUAUCCCAAGAACUGUUCUGAUUAAUUUAUAAUGAAAUUCUGAAAAAAGGCAUAUCCACAGUGUCUGUGCUAAUUAGUGAGAUCUUUGAUGUUAAGCGCUCCGUUUGAAGUACGGUGACUGGAUUAACAAACACUUCCAGUAAUAGCAGUGGGGGCUGAGACUGAUUAUGCUUUGUGCAUUAGUGAGAUUCACAUUUACAAUGGAUCGCUCUGUGCUCCUCGGUUGUAACACACCAGGUCUCUGUAAUUGUUAAUACUGAUAGUAGUGUGUACAAAAGUGCCAUACAUAAUGUCAACUGUAUGAUUCAGGAUUCUCAGUCGUGAUGUGUGUACUUUAUAUUUAACAGAACUUCCAUGUACAAAUAAUGUGAUUAAUAAAAUAACUGAACCAA
Messenger RNA from Anguilla rostrata (American eel), 4811 nucleotides. It is a transcript of the gene hdac11, whose product is annotated as histone deacetylase 11. Gene Ontology annotation, molecular function: histone deacetylase activity. Gene Ontology annotation, cellular component: histone deacetylase complex. The record is from RefSeq and is a predicted model, not a curated record. The transcript is spliced from 13 exons. NCBI's taxonomy places the organism in Eukaryota, Metazoa, Chordata, Actinopteri, Anguilliformes, Anguillidae. The coding region runs from base 530 to 1684 and encodes 384 amino acids.